AAUGCCCCGGGGCGACGAGCAGCGGACCUAAAGUCAGGGCUAGCGGAGGGUUGUUUAGUGUAUGGAAGGGAGAAGCAGAAGCGGCAGAAAGCUCCGGGAAGAAUAAAACAAAUGUGUAUAGAAGAGAGAGAGAGAGAGAGAGGAGGAGGGGGUAGAAAUAUGUCUGCUGUUAGGGGGCAGAGGAGGAUUGUGGCGAAGCAAAGGGCGAGAAACGAGGCCCGACAGUUAGUAACGUUAGCGCGGCGGAGGAGAAGGCGGAGAGGAGCGACAGGGCAGCUGUCCUCGCUGAUUGAUUGACUGAUGGGGGGUGGGAAGGAUUUCAGCCGGGCUAGUAGCCCGGUCUGCAGCCUUCUUUAAUAUCAGUCCAAUAUUACUGUACAUAGCUGACGAGAAAUGCAUAUUCAUUUAACAUGUUAAUUCAGAAAUGCUUGUUAUAGAGGAGGCGACUCGGCUCCGGUAUCAAUCCGCCAGCAGCGGGGUCUUUUUUUUAGUACCUGGCUAACUUAAGCUAGGUUAGCUUGUUUUUUUUGGCUGUGGUGUGAUUUCCCCCCCCGUGCUAAAUAUGGCGCGGCACAUUUGGCCUCACCGUGAAACACUUUAAAGUGAACACAGUGAGCUAACACGUUAAGGCUACCGGACUAGCUGUGGCUCGGCUGGGUUAACGUUAGACCGGAGCUAACCGCUAACGGCUAACUAUACUGGUGAACAACAACCAGGCUUCCUCCCGCCGAGCUCUGCUUUGUCUGCUAACAACAACACUGUUACUGUAGUUAGAGACUAUAGUCUGCUCAUGUUGGCUUUAUUACACUUUUAUAUAUCCCCUUUUACCGCCACAAACGUGAGCAGCUAGCAGGCUAGCAGCUAGGCUCAUCGUGGUGGGGGUGUGUUAAUAUAACAGUAGCUGGGUCACAUUAUCAUAACACCUCAGGGUUGGCCACCUGUCCCUGCUCUCUAUAAUGCCCCAGUGUUUGCAGCAUCUGCAGUGAACGUGAUGGCAGCCCAGUCGGUUUCCAUAGACAAGUACCCAAAGGGAGAGCAGCAGAUGCAAGGUGUGGCAAAGGUAGACAGCGAUACCGAGCAGAAGUAUAUUGAGGGGACGUUGGCAGAGGCGCCCAGCCCGGCACCCACAGAGCCACAGACACCCAUGGACGCGGACAAAGCAUCCAUAUAUCGGCAUCCCCUGUUCCCUCUCUUGGCCCUGCUGUUCGAGAAGUGUGAACAGUCGACGCUGAGCUCCGAUUGCAUCACUUCGGCGAGCUUUGACGUGGACAUUGAGAACUUUGUCCGCUGUCAGGAGAAAGAGGGCAAACCAUUCUUCAGCGAGGACCCUGAACUCGACAGCUUGAUGGUGAAAGCCAUCCAGGUGCUGCGGAUCCACCUGCUGGAGCUGGAGAAGGUGAGUGACCUGUGUAAGGACUUCUGCAGCCGCUACAUCGCCUGCCUCAAGACUAAGAUGAACAGUGAGACGCUGCUGAGCGGAGAUCCGGGGAGCCCGUACUCCCCCGUACAGGCCCAGAUCCAGGGCUUUUCACCUACCAAGACUCCAGUAUGGACUACCCCCAACUCUAUCUCGGGGACCAUCAGUCCCCAAGGUCAGAUUGUGGUGCCGGCGUCAGCCCUGCAGCAAGGGAACGUUACCGUGACGGCCGUCAACCCCACCCAGGUGGUUGCAGGUAUGUCACCAUGGCAUACAACCGCUCCCUCAGGUGGCACGGUGUACCAGCCUGUUACAGUAGUCACUCCUCAGGGCCAGGUGGUAACACAGGCUCUUUCUCCCGGGACAAUACGCGUCCAAAACAAUCAGCUCCAGCUGCAGUUUCACCAGGACUUGAACCUCUUUAAUCACGACGACAACUCAACCAAGAACAAACGCGGCGUUCUACCCAAACAUGCCACCAAUGUCAUGCGCUCGUGGCUCUUCCAGCACAUCGGGCACCCAUAUCCAACAGAGGAUGAGAAGAAACAGAUUGCCACUCAGACGAACCUGACACUUCUGCAGGUCAACAACUGGUUUAUAAAUGCACGGAGGCGGAUCCUGCAGCCCAUGUUGGACGCCAGCUCCUCUGAGACACCAAAAACCAAGAAGAAGACGCCUCAAAACCGGCCGCUGCAGCGCUUCUGGCCUGACUCCAUCGCCACAGGGGGAGGCAGCCAGCAGCAAGUUACCAUGCCAGACGGCACACUGGUGACGAUGAACAUGGAGGGUCUGCAGAGCCUGACGUCAGACGGCGCCACACUGGCGGUACAGCAGGUGAUGAUGGGAGGCCACAGUGAAGACGAGUCGGGGGACAGCGUAGACGAGGACGAUGACGCCGACAUGGCCGGGCUGGGCCUGGACAACAGCGACUCAUUGCAGUAGAGAGGACACACUCCCUCACACUCUGAUCUACACACAAGACAUGCGUAAAUAGGUGUCCAGAUUAAAUGUGUGUUCAGACACACAGUGAGUCAUAGCGCACACACCAACACACACACACACACACACACACACACACACACACACACUCUAGGUUUACAUAGAGCACAAAACUACAGGACACCACGGUCCUGCACUCUUCCAACCCUCCACCCUGCUGAACGGCCGUUUAUGCUGCGUGUGUGUACAUCAGGAGUUUCAUUUCAGAAACCGUUUUUUAAUUAUUUAGUUGAUGUAUGCGAGUGCACUUUUUUGUAUAUUUAAGCUCAAAAAGAUUAAAUCAAAACAAACAGAAGAAAAAAAAGAAGUGUUAAAAACACUCGAAGCAAGUUUGUAUGCUCCGUUAAUAAAUGUUGACUGAUUUCUGAUUGAUUUUCUUGGCCCCUGUACCCCCGUCCCCAGUUGAAUUCUCAUUUUGGAUGCCAACAAUUUCAAGUUGUAUCUGUAGGGGUUUGUCUUCACUUUUUUGCAUGCUUGUGUUUCCAGUAGUUGUGGCACUCUUGGACUGACUCCGUUGGCUCUCACACUGCAGAGCCCAGAACGGAGAGAGUGAGGAAGAAAAAAAAAGGAGAGAUGCUUAUUUUUAUAUACAAACGUAUGAAAUUAGUGUUUUCUGUUUCAUUUUUGUGUUUUCCUGUUUUGUAAGGAAUAUUUAUGUACAGAUUCAUAAUUAAAGCUAGCGACCCUGUUUUCCAGGGUUCUUUGAAGUUUUCUAAAAAACAGAAAAAUGAAUUGAAUGCUGAUGAAAAUUGCUAUUUAAAUUGGUUUUAAACUUACAAUACUAACAAGGCCUUACCUGUGUUCUUUUCUAAAGAAUUCUUGCCAAGAAAGCACAAAAAGAAAGUCUGACCCUAAAGGACACUAAACUGCAGAAACACUUUGUGUGGUUCUGUAAAGCAUCGUUGCUAAUUUUACUUUGUGUGCUGCGACAUUGGCAGUUCUCUUCACGGUAAACUACUACAGUGCUCCCGUUUCUUUAAAAUACAGCUCAUUGUGUAUAGCAUACAUCACGUCUUUUAAUCAUUUUACAGUAGCAGCGUACUUUCUCAAAUGCACAAUCCAGAACACUAUGCUAAUCACACAAUCACAAGGGUCUGAGUAACCGCAAUGAGACAUCAUGAACGCCAUCGUCGACAAGAAGCAGUGGACUCUUUGCACGCGUCAAACUUUUAUUUAUGUACACGUACACGCUACUGCAUUAAACAAAGAGCAGCCUGAAGGACUGGGACUGCAGCCUCUGCUGGUCCCCCUGCCACUACAUGAUACACAUGUAGUGAAAGAUCAGUAUGUUGAUAUUACUUCACAAAAUGGGGUGCCUCUUGUUUGAAUAUCUGUAAUAUUGUACUGUACAACAAUUGUCCUUCAAUAGGUGCAGUAAUCUGGUUCAUAUCCCUCUUGUAAAGUUGAGACUUGAAAUGGUUGAAUUCAUGCAGCCAUGAGGGUGCGCUGGCUCUGGUCGGGCCCUCGCUGAGCUCUCGGUCGCUCACUUGCGUCUGUCUUGCAUUUUAUGAAGCGUUGUUCACUUUUCUCUUGUCUGUUUUGCCUUAGAGCUUUCUAUUUUGGAAUAAACGAUGCCUAACUCUC
Molecule: messenger RNA, 4000 nt
Organism: Sebastes umbrosus (honeycomb rockfish)
Lineage: Eukaryota; Metazoa; Chordata; Actinopteri; Perciformes; Sebastidae
Gene: pknox1.1
Product: pbx/knotted 1 homeobox 1.1
Exons: 11
Coding region: 992-2359 (455 amino acids)
Biological process (GO): regulation of transcription by RNA polymerase II; angiogenesis
Molecular function (GO): RNA polymerase II cis-regulatory region sequence-specific DNA binding; DNA-binding transcription factor activity, RNA polymerase II-specific
Source: RefSeq, a predicted model, not a curated record